Molecule: messenger RNA, 2439 nt
Organism: Rotaria sp. Silwood2
Lineage: Eukaryota; Metazoa; Rotifera; Eurotatoria; Philodinida; Philodinidae
Source: the annotation of a GenBank genome assembly
AUGCCUAUUCCUCGUACGUCUAUCGAAUCAUCACUAUUAAUGGCUACUACAAAUGAAUUAACAAAUGGAAAUAAAAUACAAACAUCAGAUGCGAAUUUAUCUAUGGAAUAUGAGACACCACCUAUGGAUAUUUUGCCAAUGGAUGAUGAUGACGAUGAUGAUGACGAAGAAGAAUAUGAAAGUGAUGGUGAAGAACAAGAAAUAGCAUAUAAUCCUGCUUGUCAUAUAUGUGGACUUUCAUCAUAUACACAUCAAUGUCAAGGCAACUGUCGAUAUUAUUUUCAUCGUGAAUGUGUUGGUGUUUUUGAUGAACAACAAACUUUGAUUUGUCCAGAAUGUUUAGCAAACCGUUUAAUAUGUACUCUGUGCCAACAAGUAAUUACUGAUAAUGAAUUAAAAUGUGGAUUUAAUCAAUGUAAUCGAAUAUAUCAUUCAUCAUGUUUAAUGAAUUCAAAUUUAACUGCAACUUUCCCAUCGGGUGUAACUUAUUGUCCUCUUCAUACUUGCGCAACUUGUCAUUUACAUAAACGACCAAAUGAUAAUAUAGGUCAUCUUUUUACCUGUUUGUAUUGUCCAACAGCUUAUCAUGGUCAUGAGCGUUGUCUACCAGCUGGUUCUCUAUCAAUAUCAUAUUCAUCAUCACUUUGUUGUCCAAUUCAUCUUCCAAAUGAACGAAAACCAGUACGUUCAAGUAUUGCUCCAUAUUGUUACAUUUGUGAGCAAUCAACUCGAACAAUUGAAUGUUUUGUUUGUAUUGAAUGUCCAACAACUAUUCAUCAAUCAUGUUUAACAUCUAAAGAUGAUGAAAAACCAACAAAUUGGAAAUGUGAUGCUUGUUUAAAUAAUUUAAAACCAUUAUAUGGUGAUAUAUGUUGGAUUAAAAUGGGAAAAUUUCGAUGUUGGCCAAGUCGAAUAUUACAUGAACGUCAUGCACCAGAUAAUUUACUUGCACAAGAACGUACAGUUGGAGAGUUUCUUGUACAUUUUUUUGGUUCAAAAGAAUUUUUUUGGGCUAAUAAACAUCAUUAUUUAUCAUUUGAAAAUCGUUGUAUUAAAUCAAAAGAUUCACGUGAUUUUCAUGCUGCUGAACAAAGUUUUAAAGAUGGUCUUCGCGAAGCUAAACGUCUUUAUAAUCGUUUAAAACAAUUUUAUGCAACAAAUCUAGUUGAAAAUUAUGGUGAAGCAACUAAACUUGAAGAAAUGACAUUAGAUGAUGCAUAUGAUGAAUUAGAAGAUGAUGAUGACGAUGAUGAAACAGAUGAUGAAUCUGUGGAUAUGAAUUCUGAUGAAUCAAUAACAAAUGAUCAAGAAAAAACUUCAACAGUUAAUGGACGUUCAAAAUUAAUUGAUAAAAGUGCUAAUAAAAGUGGACAAAUGCCUGUUUAUAGGCAUAUUAAAACAUUAAAACCAGUUGGUGAAGCUCAAAUUCUUCGGUUACCAUUAGCAGAAUUAUCUCGUUGUGAUUGUGAUCCAAAUAAACCAGAUCCAUGUAGUUCCGAUGAACAUUGUCUUAAUCGAAUGCUUAAAUAUGAAUGUCAUCCACAUGUUUGUGCUGCUGGUGACAAAUGUAAAAAUCAGCGCUUUCAAAAACGUAAUUAUCCUGCUCAACAAGUGUUUUGGACAGCUGGUCGCGGUUGGGGUCUCAGAACUCUAGUACCAAUAAAAGAAGGCGAAUUUGUAAAUGAAUAUGUUGGUGAACUAAUAACCUAUGAAGAAACUGAACGACGUGUUAAAUUAGCUCGUAAGAAUAAUGUCAAAGAUUUUUAUUUCCUUGUUCUUGAUAAAGAUCGUGUUAUUGAUGCUGGACCACGUGGAAAUUUAUCACGUUUUGCAAAUCAUAGUUGUGAUCCAAAUUUACGUACAGAAAAAUGGAAUAUUAGUGGCGAUCUACGUGUUGGUUUAUUUGCUAUACGUGAUAUUGCAGCUGGCGAAGAAUUAACAUUUGAAUAUGGUGUUGAAUCGGAAUUUCGUGGUGAUACAAUAUUUCAUUGUCUCUGUGGAGCUGAAACAUGUACUGGCUUUAUGGGUCGAUCAAAAAGACUUGGCGGAGUUCCAUCAUUAACUGAUACAUUAUCACUAACAUCGGGUACAAACGGAGUUUCAAACAGUCGUUAUAGCAAUAAACAUCGUAUACGUACAUCAAAUAUAACUGGUGAACAAGAUGUUGAUACGUGUUUUGGUUGUGGUCUAACAGGUCAAUUAAUAGCAUGUCAAAUGUCAAAAUGCUCAAGAAAAUUUCAUCCAAAAUGUAUUAAAGUUAAAGGACAAUCAUUUCGAAAUCGUUCUCCAACUCAACGUUGGAUAUGUCCAUCACAUCGUUGUGAUAUAUGCGGUAUUGAUGCAAGCAUAGCAUGUGCUGAUUGUUUAAAUUCAUUUUGUGCUGAACAUCGAACAGAAAAUAUGCGUGGCAUAUAUUGUUUACUUCAUGGACAUGAAUAA